Messenger RNA from Pundamilia nyererei, 2648 nucleotides. It is a transcript of the gene osbpl9, whose product is annotated as oxysterol binding protein-like 9. Lineage: Eukaryota; Metazoa; Chordata; Actinopteri; Cichliformes; Cichlidae. The record is from RefSeq and is a predicted model, not a curated record. Gene Ontology annotation, cellular component: membrane; Golgi apparatus; cytosol. The transcript is spliced from 21 exons. Gene Ontology annotation, molecular function: sterol binding. Bases 514 to 2439 code for a protein of 641 amino acids.
CACACUUGCAUGCGCACAUCUAUGCAGCGCUGCUGUCGAAGCAUCAUGUGACCCAGCUACCCAAUCCAAGACCCGGUUGCUCAAUCGGCCAAACAUCUGCCUCGGCUGUCUCAGCCAAUCCCCGUGGCUGUUAAAGCUCGUGCCUCUCAGCGCUUGCUGUUGGUUUGUGUGUUUUCUCGUCCGCCUGUGCGAGAGGAAGUGUGGCUUUCCUGUCAGGGGAGGGUCCUGGAUUAAGUCGGCUCAGACCCAACGCUUAGCUGAUAGCUGCUGCUGAAGCCCCGCUAACAGUCUGAAGGCUGCUAGGGUUUACGUUGGCACACCGCAGUGGGGAGCAAAGGGAGCAAAUUGUUUUGUUUGUCUGUGGUGCUGAAGGAGGAGGAGGAGGAGGAGGAAAGAAUGUGACUUCAGCUGAGCUGGCGGUUUGUAGCUGUGGGGAAAACAGAGAUACGGAGGCAGAGAAAGCGACCUUGCACUCUGCUAAAUGGACUGAGAGAUGCACUGGCUUAUUGCAGCAUGUCUAUUGGAGCACAGCACCCAGAGGCUGAGACGGGAUUUGUUCCUAGUGUUCAAGACUUUGACAAGAAGCUAGCUGAAGCUGACGCCUACCUACAGAUUCUGAUUGAUCAGUUAAAGCUGUUUGAUGAGAAGAUCAAGGACUGCAAAGAGGAUGAAUCACGCAGAAAAAUUGAACAUUUGAAGGAGACUACUUGUAGUAUGGUAGAGUCCAUCAAGCACUGUAUUGUACUGCUGCAGAUUGCCAAGGACCAAAGUAACGAACAGCAACACGCAAACGGACCUAUAAGCACCAUCAACCCAGUGGAUGGGAUCUACCAGCCCCCUCUGGACACUCCAGCGGUGAACACAAUGCCAACACAGACAACACUACCCCCAGACGCGUCUCAGGUGUGCAAAUCAGACCAACGACCCUCCACGUUACCUGUUGGUCCCGUCGUCACAGUGAUGGGCAGUCUGCAGACCCCGACUCCCAACAGCACAGGGAGUGGCCCGUCAGGCCCCAGCAGCGGCGUCGCCUCCCCGGCUCACAUCCCCCUCCCCUCACACUCGGUGCCAGACUUCUCCUACUCCUCCAGUGAGGACGAAUUCUAUGACGCCGAUGAGUUUUACCAGAGCAACACUUCCCCCAAACACUGCAUAGAUCCCUCAGGGCCUCCAGCUGCCUCGCCCCUUACUAACGAAGAAACGGCUCUGAAACGACCCAACACUACAGAGUCCCUCAACUCUUCGAUGUCCAAUGGCACCACAGACACGGACCAGUUUGACUGCCACGAUGACCGUGACGACGACGGUGAAAGGGAGUCUGUGGAAGAGCACAAGAGCGUCAUCAUGCAUUUGCUGUCUCAAGUUCGACUGGGCAUGGACCUCACAAAGGUGGUCCUGCCUACCUUCAUCCUAGAAAGAAGGUCUUUGUUAGAAAUGUAUGCAGAUUUCUUUGCACACCCCGACUUAUUUGUAAGUAUCGCUGAGCAGCCAGAGCCCAGGGAGCGGAUGGUGCAGGUGGUGAGGUGGUACCUGUCGGCUUUCCAUGCCGGAAGGAAAGGCUCAGUGGCCAAGAAACCGUACAACCCAAUCCUAGGAGAAGUCUUCUACUGCCACUGGGAUCUUCCCAGCGAGACAGAGGAGCCUUCGCCACCUACGGAGACGGUAUCAGAAGGCCCGGUUCCCUGGGCUUCAUCCAACAGCGUGUCUUUUGUGGCAGAGCAGGUCUCUCACCACCCGCCCAUUUCUGCGUUCUACGCCGAGUGCUUAAGUAGGAAGAUCCAGUUCAACGCUCACAUCUGGACUAAAUCUAAGUUUCUGGGCAUGUCCAUAGGCGUCCACAACAUCGGCCAAGGCUGCGUGUCAUGUUUGGAGCACGAUGAGCAUUACAUUCUCACCUUUCCUAACGGAUAUGGCAGGUCGAUCCUCACUGUGCCGUGGGUGGAGCUUGGUGGAGAGUGCAACAUCUCCUGCUCCAAGUCGGGCUACAGCGCUAACAUCGUGUUCCACACCAAACCCUUCUAUGGUGGAAAGAAGCACAGAAUCACUGCAGAGAUCUUUUCACCAAACGACAAGAAGUCUUUCUGCUCCAUUGAGGGAGAGUGGAACGGAGUCAUGUAUGCUAAAUGGGCGACUGGAGAGAACACGGUGUUCAUAGACACUAAGAAGAUGGGCAUCGUUAAGAAGAGAGUGAGGAAGCUGGAAGACCAGCUCGAGUACGAGUCUCGAAGACUGUGGAAGGAUGUGACUCUGAACCUGAAGAUAAAAGACAUCGAUGCAGCGACAGAAGCCAAGCACCGGUUGGAGGAGAAACAGAGAGCUGAAGCCAGAGAGAGGAAGGAGAAGGAGCAGCAGUGGGAGACCAGGCUAUUCCACGAGGACGGCGAGUGCUGGGUCUACGACGAGCCGCUAUUAAAGAGAUUAGCCUCCCAGAGGCACUGAGAAGAGCGCGCCGCACUCGGAUGCAUCAAGAAUGCACACACAACAGAGUCUUCAUAAGAACUCUUUUGCAGAAACCACUUGUUAUUCAAGCCUUGGAAUGACUGAUGAUUGAAUCUCUACACUGCUUUGCAUUUGACUGUAAAACAAUAUGGAAAUGAAUGAAAAGCAUCAAAGAUGUAACAUGAAUAUUAGUAAAGCUCCUCUCCUUA